Triticum aestivum (bread wheat) is the source of this 1507-nucleotide messenger RNA. RefSeq names its product protein EXORDIUM-like 3. Bases 192 to 1229 code for a protein of 345 amino acids. The record is from RefSeq and is a predicted model, not a curated record. Lineage: Eukaryota; Viridiplantae; Streptophyta; Magnoliopsida; Poales; Poaceae. The transcript has a single exon.
CCAAAAGUGCCGAGCCAAGAGCUAGCACUGUCCCGUGUCUUCCUCUCCACUCCACUCCACUCCACACUCUCACUCUCACUCCAUGGAUUUCAGACUCUCACCACCACCGUUCCCCACCCUCUAUAAAGCAUCCCCGGCCAAGAACCUCCGGUAAAGUAAACCAGGCGACAUUCCCCUCGAAGCCAGCCGAGAUGCCGCACCGCGGCGCCGUCCUCGUGUUCGUCCUCGCCCUCGCGGCGGCGCCGCUCGCCGUGGCGUGGCGCCCGUGGCCGCCGCGCGACGCCAGCGGCGCCCUGGCCGGCCUCGGCGCGUCCAAGAAGUUCGAGGGGUCGUCCGACUUCGUCAAGCUCGAGUACCACAUGGGCCCCGUCCUCGCCGCCGACAUCACCGUCCACCCGAUCUGGUACGGCGCCUGGCCCGCCGAGCAGAAGCGCACCAUCCGCGCCUUCCUGCGCUCCCUCUCGCCGCAGGCCUCCGGGGAGAAGGAGGGCGCCGUCCCGUCGCCGUCGGUGGCGGACUGGUGGCGCACCGUCCGGCUCUACACGGACCAGACCACGGCGAACGUGUCGGCCGUGGUGGCGCUCGGCCAGGAGAAGUGCGACGCGCGGAUGUCGCGGGGGGCCUCGCUGUCCCGGAUGGACAUCCAGACCGUUGUCAAGGACGCGGUGACCGCGCGCACCAGGCCGCUGCCCGUGGACGCCGGGGGGGUGUACCUGGUGCUCACGUCGCCGGAGGUGCGCGUGGAGAACUUCUGCGGGCAGGUGUGCGGCUUCCACUACUUCACCUUCCCGUCCGUGGUCGGGUACACGCUCCCCUACGCGUGGGUGGGCAACUCGGCGGGGCGGUGCCCGGAGGUGUGCGCCUACCCGUUCGCCAUCCCGGCCUACGUGCCGGGGCGCCGGCCCGAGGCGCCACCCAACGGCGACCCGGGGGUGGACGGCAUGGUGAGCGUCAUCGCGCACGAGCUGGCCGAGAUGGCGUCCAACCCGCUGGCCAACGCGUGGUACGCCGGCGGGGACCCCUCCUUCCCCACCGAGAUCGCCGACCUCUGCGAGGGCAUCUACGGCACCGGCGGCGGCGGCGCCUACACCGGCCAGCUGCUCACCGACGGCAGGUCCGGCGCCUCCUACAACCUCAACGGCGUCGGCGGGCGCAGGUUCCUGGUGCAGUGGGUCUGGGACCCCUACCGCAGCUACUGCUCCGGCCCCAACGCGCUCGACCAGCACUAGCACUAGCGUCUCUUUCGUCUCACCGCCGCCGCACCCUCGCCGCAUCUAGCGUAGCGCUAGCGGUAGUAGUGUUCCUCCUUCCUCCGGCAUUGGAUUCCUUCCUCGGGACAUCCAUGGCCGGCCAUGGGAGCGUUUCCUCUCUCUUGUAUAGAGUCAGUGAGCCGAAGAAGCAUGGUGGUCCGAUCCGGUGAGCCCAGUGGCUGGCUCAUGGUUGGUAUGCCUGCGUGCGGACAAUGUUUUGGAUGUUCAAAUUUGAUGACAUUUUGUCCAUUUCCUUC